Molecule: messenger RNA, 2237 nt
Organism: Melanaphis sacchari
Lineage: Eukaryota; Metazoa; Arthropoda; Insecta; Hemiptera; Aphididae
Product: SEC14-like protein 2
Exons: 9
Coding region: 179-1393 (404 amino acids)
Cellular component (GO): cytoplasm
Source: RefSeq, a predicted model, not a curated record
CUGCCGUCGUCGAUCGGUUUGCAGUUCGCACAGAGUCCACUUUGCGGUGAAUGUGAAUAAGGUUCCGUUUUCAUUACAUACGCCGUCUCUAGCGUUAUAUUUUGAUAUAACCGUUGCCGUUCGUUUCGUAAGACAGCAUUCAAUUUCAUCGUAAUCCGACUAAUUCAAACCAUAUAAUAUGUCUAGAAGAACCGAUUUGGAUCUAAGCGAUGAUCAAAGAUUCGCUUUAAUGAAGUUACGAAGAAGCGUUGCUGACUUAAAAUUGGAUGAAAAAUACGACGAUUGUUUUUUACUCAGAUGGCUCGAAGCUCGAAACUUCGAUCCAAAAGAAGCAGAAGAUAUGUUGAGAACAUCAAUGAAAUGGCGAGAAGAGUGGUCGAUUAACAAGGACGAUGGCUGGCAACCACCCCAAGUGCUGGUCGACUACAUGCCGAGCGGUAUUAGCGGCUUUGACAAGGAAGGAUCGCCCGUUAUUAUUGUUCCAUUUGCCGGGUUCGACUUGUGUGGUCUGCUCAAGUCAGCCCCACCGAAAGACAUGGUCAGAUUCUUAGCACAAAAGCUUGACUCAUACAUAGAAGUGGCUAGGCAAUCGUCACUCACACACGGUCCAAAAGCAUCACAGGUGUACUGCAUAGUCGACUUGACCGACUUUAACCUGAGACAAUUCACUUGGAAACCAGCGGCCGAGAUGAUAAUCAACUUGUUGCAAAUGUACGAAGCCAAUUACCCAGAAAUAUUGAAAGCAUGUUACGCGAUUAAUGCUCCCAAAGUGUUCAGUUUUGCAUUCAACAUACUUAAAAAUAUACUCACAGGUAACACAAUGAACAAGUUCAUAAUUUACAAAGCGGACCCGAGUAAGUGGAAGCCUGCAUUGGCAAAAACCAUCGAUAGCGACCAGUACCCAGCGUUUUUUGGAGGCGAUCUGAGGGAUCCCGAUGGUGACCCCAGAUACAUCACCAAAAUAAAUCAAGGAGGAAAAGUGCCAAAAGAAUUAUAUUCAAAAAAUGACAAAAGACUUACAAAUUCUGAUGAUAUGGUACUAGUAAAUAUUAAAAAAGGCGAUAAACUAUACCUAAAAUAUACAGUUACUGUACCACAAAGUUUUCUGAGAUGGCAGUUCAAAACAGAGGGACAUGAUAUCAAAUUUGGUAUAUUAGCAACAGAUUCAGAAAAUAUUCAAACAAUAAUAAUGCCAAUAAAGAAAGUAGCAUGCCACGAGUUUGAAGAGAUUGGAGUCAUCAAAUGCAAGCAUCCAGGAGAAUAUACAGUUGUAUUUGACAACAGCUACAGUUUCAUACGUGGCAAAAAACUCGCAUACAACAUUCGAAUCACGUUGCCUGUAAAAGAAAAAACCAUCGGUACGAUUGAUCAGAUGGUGAAUAUGGAAGAAUAAGUUAUAUAAGGUCGAUGUAAGAGUAUAAUAGCAUUUAAUGACUAAUAAUAACAGUAAUUCUAAUUAUAUAAUAUAAUACCUUUAUCAAAACUAUUAGAAAUUUAAAUCAAAUUAUAUAUACUUUUAUAUAACUAAAAUUUUAAAUUGUUUAGAUACCUGUAUAAUACCUAAUGGACAAUACCUGCUCAUACUAUGCCUAGGUAUACGCUAAAAUGUAAAAUAAAUUGAUAUUUGUCAUACUAUGCUAUACAUUUAACAAUGUACAGCCAUUCAACAGUAUAAUAUGAUCGAUAAAAUAGGUACGCUGCAUAUAAAUACUAAAUGAUAAUAAAUACGGUUAAUGUCAAAAUUUGAUCAAAUUAUAUAUUUGAUGGGGCAAACAAUCGCCCAUUCCCCACAUUUAUAAAUCAAAAUUGUUAUAAUUUUUUAGGUAUGUUUUGAUUUUAAUGGGAAAUAGGGGUAAAAAUUCGAACAUAAUUUAUAUAUGUUUUAAGGUAUAAUAAUUAAAGCGUCUUUCAAUACUAAAAUAUAAAUUUAAGUACUUAAUAAAAUUUUUAAAAGCACCGUUAAUAUAUUUUUUUAAACGCCAAUGUGUUAUUGGCAGUUAUUGCUGUUCUCCAAUCAGAAAAUAUUUAAAAUAAUUUAUUUGUUUCCGUGUAAAUCAUGUUAUGCAUAACCACAUGAAUAAAUUAUUCCCAAUAAUAAUAAAAAUAAAACAAAGGACUCCUUAAACUUACCAAUUGUAUAAAUAAAUGUUGUGUAAGAUGUUAACACAGCACUAUCUAAGAGCUUUCUAUGAACUUUAGUAAUAAUUAUAAAUAAUUACUAUUUUUAUUAAUCAUGU